Molecule: messenger RNA, 984 nt
Organism: Caenorhabditis remanei
Lineage: Eukaryota; Metazoa; Nematoda; Chromadorea; Rhabditida; Rhabditidae
Exons: 6
Coding region: 1-984 (327 amino acids)
Biological process (GO): phosphatidylethanolamine biosynthetic process; CDP-choline pathway
Cellular component (GO): cytoplasm
Molecular function (GO): choline kinase activity; ethanolamine kinase activity
Source: RefSeq, a predicted model, not a curated record
AUGAUGUCACAUACUUGUAGAGGAGGUCAGUCAAACCAUAUGUUUCAUGUCACUACUUCCACAUCUGCUACUCAAUUUCUUCUUAGAAUUCAUCGUCAUGGCCAGAAUCAAUUUUUUACUGAUGCUGUUAACUUCGCUAUUUUUUCGGAACGAGGACUCGGUCCAAAGCUGUUUGGAUUCUUCGAAGGAGGACGAAUGGAAGAAUUUAUUCCCAGCAAAACAUUGAAUGCAGAUGAUGUAUUGAAACCAGAAAUAUCAUAUUCAAUUGGAUCUGUAUUCCCAAAAUACCACUCAAUUGAUGUUCCAGUUUCAAAGAAUCCAAAAUGUUUCCAGAUAAUGAGAGAAUCUCUUCGAGAAUAUUCACAACUCGGUGGAGGUGUCUAUACUAUUUCUUCUACGAAUGUAACCUAUUCUGAACAUCCAAUCGAAGUUUCCUAUGAAGAUCUCAACAGAGAAAUUGAUUUAAUGGAGAGAUGGUCGAUUGAGAUAUUUGAAGAAACAGUGGUUUUCUGUCACAAUGAUUUGACGUGUUCCAACAUACUCCAACUCAAUUCCUCAAAAGAAAUAAUGUUUAUUGAUUGGGAAUAUGCCACGUAUAACUACAGAGGAUAUGAUAUAGCAAUGCAUUUAUCUGAAACUGCAAUUGUUCGAAUGAUCUCUCCCGCAGGAAUCAAAAUUAAUGAGGAGUUCACUGAUAACCCACCAAAUCUUAGAACAUUUUGUGAGGCUUACGUAGAUUCAGCUAACAGGAUGAAGAAUCGUAAUCCCUCAAAUCGGGAUUUGGAAAUCGACAACCUCAUGAGAGAAUGUGAAUUCUUUUGGCCAACAACUCAUUUGUUCUGGGCAUGCCUUCUCAUGAAAUUAGGACAACUGGAGUGCAAUAAAGAGAUAAAUCUGGAUUCACAAGCACGAGAUAGAUUAGCCGUCUAUUUUCACUUGAAACCGAGAACUCAGAAGAUUUACAAAGAAAAUAUGAAGAAGUAA